UUCUGGAGUCCUAUAACCAAGUCCUCACAUCAGCAACGAGAGGGGGGAAAAGGAAAUAAACAUAAAAAUUAGGGCUUAAGAUUAGAUCUCACCUGAGAAAUUCGCCGGAAAAUGACACCCGGCGUCCUCCGACCGGUCUCCGACGAGCAGAACCUCGAGAAGCAUCUCGAGAGGCAAAUGGGAUGCAUGGCUGGAUUCUUUCAGAUCUUCGAUCGCCAUCAGCUUAUCUCUGGAAAAAGAAUCUACGGCCCAAAACGAAUCCCCUCAUUUCCUGCCACUGGAUCGACCUCUCCAUCGGAAAGAUCCGAUCUUUCUGCCAUAGAGGCAUCAGGCAUGUUCCCAUCCUCGCCGGAGAACUUGUCGGAGGCGCCUCCGGCGAAGUCCACCAUUCCUCUUCCAGUGUUCGAUUUCAAAGAGGGGAUGAAGAGCUCGUGGAAGCUUCGAGAAGCUCCGAGGCUCUCCCUCGACAGCCGAGGCCUCCGUCCACGAGAUAUCCGCACAACUCCGGCGAUAUAUUCAUCGAACCAGUCGGAUCCCGCUGAUGCCGAUUACGACAAGAAUCGCCGCUCUCCGAGCGUCGUCGCAAGGCUCAUGGGCCUCGAAGCUCUCCCUGAUUCCAACGCCGACGGUGAAUCGAUCAAGAAGGCGGAGCUCCGGCGUUCUGCGUCUGAAUCGCGAGUCUCGAGAGAUCUGCAGCGAUUCGUCGAAGGAAGCUUCUUCCAAAAGCCUCCGCCGCCUCAAGACUACUCAGGCGAUGGAUUUUACAAGUUCCGAUCCGCUGAUUUCAGAUUGGAAUCAAAGCAAACGCCGCCUCCAGCAAAACAAUCGCAACCCGUCGCCAUUCAACGAAGGAGCUACUACAACGCUCAGGACUUCUUCCCUGAGCCAAAUCGGACGGGAUCUCGAUCUCUCUACGGCGAGAUCGAGAAGCGGUUAAGAAUGCGAGGGAUCGACGAACCGGCCAAAGAUUUAGAGACAUUAAAGCAAAUCCUAGAAGCUUUACAGCUCAAAGGGCUUCUCCAUUCAAACUCUAAAGCCUCAAAUCAGCAAAACGAUCGCCCUAUCGUCGUAAUGAAGCCGAUUCCGAGACCAGUAAGAAGAUCGGAGAGCGAGCCUUCGAGAUCAGCCGCCGGAAGAAGGAAUCCUGUACGAAGCCCGAGUCCGAGAUCCUCACCAGAUCCGAAUCCGAGAAGGAAACCGGGGAGCAAUCAUUUAAACGGGAGAAGUUCUCCUGUUAAUUCCUUGCCUCGAUCAAGUCCGAGGAGAACAUCGCCGGAUCUGGUCACCUCCCGAUCGCCGAGAAAUAGGGGAUCAGUAAAAGAGAGGGUGUGCUCACCGGCGGAGGACGAUACCGCUACUACGAUUUCUGAGAGCAGCAUCAGCUCAUUUGAUCUCGAGAGGACGAGGGUGGAGUAUAGAGCGGGUCGGAGUUUGUUAGAGAGAUGCGAUAAGCUGCUCCACAACAUAGCAGCAUUUACCUCCCCGGAGCAACUUACCGCGACUGACCAGCAACCGAGCCCAGUCUCGGUUCUAGACUCUUCCUAUCUUAACGAAGAGGGCUCGCCGUCUCCGGUCAAGAAGCGAUCCAUCGAGUUCAAAGAUCCGUUAGCGGAGUGGGAGGAAGAUUGGGUUACCGGGUCUAGACCAGAUUUCAUGCCCGAAUCCGAGUACGCGGAUUUCGCUUACGUGGCCAACGUUCUGCAAGCUUAUGACCGUUAUCCUGCCACGUCAUCCUCCGACGUGUUCCACUUCCUCGAGAAGCGUCGCAGCGCGACGGACUCAUUGAACGGGUCGACGCUCCACCGCCGCCUCCUCUUCGACGCCGUCAUUGAGAUUCUGGUCCGCAAGAGACACGUGUCACCCUGGGAGUCGUUCUCGCGUCGCCGUCCGCUGUCUGGAGGGGCGCAGCUGAUCAAGGACGUAACGUCAGCGGAGAUGUCGGAUGCGGUGCUGAACAUCGAGCGGCUGGUGUUUAAGGAUCUUGUGGUGGAGAUGAUUCGGGAUUUAGCGGAUCUGGAUAUUGUUGGUAAGAAGAUCCGAAACCCGCUUCCAAGGAGAAAGCUAUUGUUUUGAUAAAAAAAUGAAACAAAAUAAGACUUUCUUUAUCUAAGGGUAGUUUCUUAACGGUUGAGAUGGUGUUGUAACAAAAUUAACAGUUUUUUUAACGGUUGUGAUUGAGUAUAUUAAUGGAGGAGUUCAUUUUUCCGGA
Molecule: messenger RNA, 2209 nt
Organism: Asparagus officinalis (garden asparagus)
Lineage: Eukaryota; Viridiplantae; Streptophyta; Magnoliopsida; Asparagales; Asparagaceae
Product: protein LONGIFOLIA 1
Biological process (GO): regulation of monopolar cell growth
Source: RefSeq, a predicted model, not a curated record